AGACACUUGGUCAUUAUUUCACUACAGUAUCUCAAAGCUUCUCAAUACGAAAGUAUUUGUUGAAAAUAAUUGAGAAUGGCAACUUCCUCGUCUUGCGUUCCCGCUGGUUUUUGGUGCCCGCACACAGCAACGCACGACUUCGUUGAAGGAAACUACGCUGUUUCCCAUUUUAUCGUCGAAUUUGGGAACACGAUCUCGUGCUCCUUCAUGGUCUACGCCGGUCUCUACCUCUUGAUGCAGUAUCGAGAAGGGAAGCGAAGCGAUGACAUGUCUUCUCAGCAAGAGCAAAAAGAUUCGAAGCAAAGUAGAGGAAACACCGGGAAAGGCGAAGGCCCAUACUGGCCAUGCGAAAAGCUACUCUUGGAUGACGAUGUUUCGACACUUUUGGUAGGCACGUCCGUGGUACUCGUUGGCAUAGGUUCUGCCCUGUUUCACGGCACUCUCCAAUACGGGUUACAAGGUAAUUCCAUUCUCCCCUAAGAUUCCGAGCCACCACUUUUCAAGUAGGAAAGUGGGAGUCAGAGAUGUUUUGAAGAAAGGAAAAGAGAUUGUGUUACCUCCUCCUCCAAGUACAACGGUGGGCUCAAGUCGCGGACGAGCUGCCUAUGGUUUGGAGCGCUUUGGGCUUUCAGUUUGCGUUGCAAAAUGCGAUCCGGAACGCCAGGAUGCGAAGUGACUCUUCCUUUCCAGCUACUAAAAAGGGAGCGCGCGCGAGCUUACUCUUGUGGGCGUCAUGGGCGAUCUGCAUGGUUUUGGCAACUGGUCUCUAUUUCCUCUGCGAUUUCCUCUUUUUCAUCGGCCUCUAUGCGUUCUUAGUGUGUCUUCUCGCAGCUCGAGCAUUGUCCUUGAGGGAUACCGAUUUCAACAUCGACGACAUUCUACUUUCCGAAGUACAUUUACAACAACAAAAGAUGGAGGGAGAAAGGCACAUGCGGCAAGUGGUACAAGGGGAAGAUGAGGAAGUGCUAGUACAAAAGGAAGAGGGUAAAAUCGUCACCACUAGCACAAGGAACACGACAGCGUCGUUGGAGCGCGCAGCACGGCACGCAGUUGUAGCGUAUAUUGGUGGUGCGCUUUUCUUCUGGAUUCCAGUCGAAAUCCUUAAAGUGUACUCUCAUCCGAUGUUAACCCCAACGAUGCACGCUGUUUGGCAUGUAGCAUCCGGUAUAGGACCGCUUGCCUUCGGCCAAAUGAUUGUGUUACUGAAUCUACAUGGAAAGGUAAAAAAUGGGCGGUUGCGCAGCUCGGAAACUGAAGUAUGUAGGGCUUCUGGGAGCUACUCUCCUUGUUAUCGGAAGGAGAAAAUUCCCGGAAUGAAGAUGACGUUUGCAUCAGGUAGCCGUAAACCUUCAGAUAAGACCUCGAGCUUCAUAGUGGCUCGCUCACCGUGCCUCAUGAGCCUCGGUGUAACGACUUAUCAUCUAGAAGGAGUGGGUCGCAAAAAGUGUGAAUUGUCUUCUCGUGUCAACCUCUUAAAGCAGAAAACCAAGACAUGAGUGGCACUAGC
This is a messenger RNA of Amoebophrya sp. A25, 1507 nucleotides long. The record is from the annotation of a GenBank genome assembly. NCBI's taxonomy places the organism in Eukaryota, Dinophyceae, Syndiniales, Amoebophryaceae.